Molecule: messenger RNA, 2521 nt
Organism: Amphiprion ocellaris (clown anemonefish)
Lineage: Eukaryota; Metazoa; Chordata; Actinopteri; Pomacentridae
Gene: ddx4
Product: DEAD (Asp-Glu-Ala-Asp) box polypeptide 4
Exons: 23
Coding region: 156-2108 (650 amino acids)
Biological process (GO): cell differentiation; gamete generation
Cellular component (GO): nucleus; P granule
Molecular function (GO): RNA binding; RNA helicase activity; ATP binding
Source: RefSeq, a predicted model, not a curated record
AGUCUGGACCUCUCCUUCUCCACCAGCUCCUCCUCAUUUUGUUUUUAAAUAUGAUCAGUCGUAACUUUUAGAGGGUUUCAGAGGCAACAAAAGGCCUGAAUGUGACCAUUUAGUUUGAUCCACUACCAGGAAUCACCUUUAAAGUGAUCUCAAACAUGGAUGAUUGGGAAGAACAGGAAGCUACAAUAACCAACAACAUUUCAAAUGGAGGAGGAGACUCCUGGAACCGUGGAGACAAUGAACGGGGUCGAGGUGGGAGAGGCAGAGGCAGAGGAGGAGGAUUUAAAAACUCAUUUUCCUCAGGUGUUAAUGAGAAUGCAGACACUGGAGACACCUGGAAUAGUACAGGAGAACAAAGAGGUGGUUUCAGAGGAAGAGGAGGCCGAGGACGCGACCGAGGGUUUGGCAGUGUGGAUGGGAGGGAAUUUGAUGGUGAUGACAACAACAAUGGAGUGAGUGAAAAUGGAUUUAGAAGAGGAGGCCGCAGGGGUGGAAGGGGAGGCAGAGGAGGAGGAGGUUUUAGACAAGGUGGUGACCAGGGUGGCAGAGGAGGCUUUGGAGGAGGCUACCGAGGGAGAGAUGAAGAGAUCUUUUCUAAAGGGGAAGAUAAAGACCCAGAGAAGAAGGAUGGCGCUGACGGUGACAGACCCAGGGUCACAUACGUCCCACCAACCCUCCCUGAAGAUGAAGACUCCAUUUUUUCCCACUACGAGUCGGGAAUCAACUUCGACAAGUAUGACGACAUCCUGGUGGACGUCAGUGGAACAAACCCACCCCAAGCUAUCAUGACCUUUGAAGAAGCCGUCCUGUGUGAGACCCUGAGCAACAACGUCAGCAAGUCUGGGUAUGUGAAGCCGACGCCGGUGCAGAAACACGGCAUCCCCAUCAUCUCUGCUGGCAGAGACAUCAUGGCCUGCGCCCAGACUGGAUCUGGUAAAACGGCUGCCUUCCUGCUGCCCAUCCUGCAGCAGCUGAUGGCCGAUGGUGUGGCAGCGAGUCCAUUCAGUGAAGUCCAGGAGCCUGAAGCCGUCAUCGUGGCUCCAACCAGAGAACUCAUCAACCAGAUUUUCCUGGAGGCCAGGAAGUUUGCCUUUGGGACGUGUGUUCGUUCAGUGGUAGUUUACGGAGGCGUCAGCACCCAGCACCAGAUCAGAGAGAUCUGCAGGGGAUGCAACAUACUGUGUGGAACACCAGGACGGCUGCUGGAUGUGAUUGAAAGAGGAAAGGUUGGGCUCAGUAAGGUGCGCUACCUGGUGCUGGAUGAGGCCGACCGGAUGCUGGAUAUGGGCUUUGAGCCCGACAUGCGCCGCCUGGUGGCCGCCCCUGGAAUGCCGUGUAAAGAGAGCCGCCAGACUCUGAUGUUCAGCGCCACCUACCCUGAAGACAUCCAGAGGAUGGCAGCGGACUUCCUGAAGACCGACUACCUGUUCUUGGCUGUGGGGGUUGUGGGCGGAGCCUGCAGCGAUGUGGAGCAGACGCUGAUGCAGGUCACCAAGUUCUCCAAGAGGGAGCGGCUUCUGGACCUCCUCAAGACCACAGGAAUGGAGCGCACCAUGGUGUUCGUGGAGACCAAGAGACAAGCUGAUUUCAUUGCAGCUUUCUUGUGCCAGGAGAAAGUUCCAACUACCAGCAUCCAUGGCGACCGGGAGCAGCGGGAGCGAGAGUUGGCUCUGGCAGACUUCCGAUCCGGCAGAUGUCCCAUCCUGGUGGCCACCUCGGUCGCUGCUCGGGGUCUGGACAUUCCAGAUGUGCAGCAUGUGGUCAACUUUGACCUUCCUAACAACAUAGAUGAGUACGUCCACCGUAUUGGGAGAACUGGGCGCUGUGGGAACACUGGCAGAGCGGUGUCCUUCUACGACCCGGAUACUGAUAAUCAGCUGGCUCGGGCUCUGGUCACCAUCCUGUCCCAGGCCCAGCAGGAGGUUCCUUCAUGGCUAGAGGAACGUGCGUUCAGCGGCCACGGUUCCUCCGGCUUCAGCACCCCCAGAUGCAGGACUUUUGCCUCCACAGACUCCAGGAAGGGUCAACAUUCAGGAUCUUUCCAGGACAACGCUGUGAAGAAUCAGCCACCGCCUCAGGCUGCAGCUGAUGAGGAGGACUGGGAGUAGACGGGACUGAUCAGAGUUGAUUUUCUUUGAGGUGUUCAGCUUGUUGUGUUUUCGUUGUGUUUUUGUUUGCAGAGCCAGAUCGUUUCUCAGGCUGGACACAGUUAGUGUCUGUUGUGUUAAAAGAGGAAUCAGUUGUUUUGUAUAAACUGUGGAUUUGUUCGGUCUGAACUGACAAAAUGUGGAUUCUUCUUUCUAUCAUCACCUGCAUUGACGUGGUGAAACAGUGUCUGACAUAAAGUCACAACUUUCAUGUCAGAUUUCAAAUAUGUUUUGCUUCUUAAUAGGAUGAAGAUGAUCAAUAAAUAUUUGUUCAAAGCAGAGGUUACAUUUAUUGUCAGAUUGAUUGAAGGUUAGACAAGCUCAAUGACUCAAACUAGAUUUAAUAAAGUCUCUGACUGUUUAAAGAUCCUGAA